Magallana angulata is the source of this 1919-nucleotide messenger RNA. Its product is annotated as probable tubulin polyglutamylase TTLL9. Gene Ontology annotation, biological process: protein polyglutamylation; microtubule cytoskeleton organization. NCBI's taxonomy places the organism in Eukaryota, Metazoa, Mollusca, Bivalvia, Ostreida, Ostreidae. Gene Ontology annotation, cellular component: cilium. The transcript has 19 exons. Gene Ontology annotation, molecular function: tubulin-glutamic acid ligase activity; tubulin binding. Bases 229 to 1773 code for a protein of 514 amino acids. The record is from RefSeq and is a predicted model, not a curated record.
GUAACGAAUUCUUUUGACACCGUUUUUCAACACUUCCGGUUAUGAAAGAAAAAAAAUGUCGACAGAAACUUUGGCUUCCCUAGAAACAGAUAUACCUAUGCCAUAAAGAAGUGAAAUGGACGACACUUCAGUUUUUUUUCUUCACAUAUCAACAAUUUGAAGAUAACCAAACAGUGCACAACUUACCAUAUUUAGUAUAUUGACCCCCUUUACAUGUAACACAGGAAAAUGUCAAAAGGAACAAAGGUCCCAGGCUAUAUGCAAGGGAAAGGAAGUAGAAAUCCACGAGGCAUUAUUGGUGACAGAGAAAUCCGUUACAAAUGUUCCCUACAGAACACAGUUCUAGAUGUGCUGCGUGGAAGACCAGGUUGGCAGGAAGUGCCAGGUCAAAAUAAUAUCCCACAAAAUGUUCAGGCUAACCCAAAACAGCAGGGUCAGCAAUCCACCGGUCAGCAACCCUCUAACACUGGCAAGUCAGGAUCAGGUUCUACUAACCAAGGAACAACCUUUGGAAACAAGGGAAGUGUAAGAAACCCCCAACAAGGGCCUGGUACACAACCUGGAGUACCCACAAGACUAGGUUUUCAAAGUAUUCCUCCUAUAACCAGGAACAGUGACGGUGACUGGGACUUUUACUGGUGUGACAGGGAGUGGCUCGCUCAGAACUACGACACAAUGUUCCUGUAUGAACACCAGAAAAUUCUACACUUCCGGAACCACUACGAGCUGACCAGGAAGAACUUGAUGGUCAAGAACCUGAAGCGUCUGAAGAAACAGACAGAGCGAGAGCUGGGCAAGGCCGAGGGUCAGAGCUUUGAAUUCUUCCCAACAACAUAUGAACUUCCCUCUGAAUACCACAUAUUUGUGGAGGAGUUUAAGAAGAACCCAGGAAUUAUCUGGAUCAUGAAACCAGCCGCCAGGGCGCAAGGACGGGGGAUAUUUUUGUUCCGGAGACUGAAAGACAUUACAGACUGGAAAAAGGGAGAGUACCAGCCUCUAAGCGAUCCAAACCGAGAGGUUCCGGAAACUUACGUAGUGCAGCGGUACAUAGAGAAUCCGUAUCUUAUCGGCGGCCGCAAGUUCGAUGUUCGAGUCUACGUUUUAGUAGUAUCCUACAAUCCUCUCAAAGUGUGGCUAUACAGAAGCGGCUUCGCUAGAUUCUCCAAUACCCGGUUCUCUCUCGAUUCCAUAGAAGAUACAUAUGUUCAUUUGACAAACGUUGCAAUCCAGAAGAAUGCACCGGACUAUGACCCUGAUAAAGGCUGCAAAUGGUCCACACAACAGCUCAGGAAAUACCUUUGUGCCAAACACGGAGUAGAGGCUGUCAAAAACGCAUUCAAAGGAAUAGACAACAUCAUCAUCAAAUCACUGCAGAGUGUUCAGAAAAUCAUCAUUAACGAUAAACAUUGCUUCGAGAUGUAUGGAUACGACGUGCUGUUCGAUUCUGAUCUCAAACCGUGGUUGAUAGAAAUCAAUGCGUCUCCCUCACUGACUGCCAGUGGAAAGGAGGACUAUGACCUCAAGUUUGGUCUCCUCAAUGACGUGUUAAAUGUCCUUGACCUGGAGAACCGCCUGACCGGUAAAGAGAAGCGGAUUGGGGGCUGGGACUUACUCUGGGAGGACGGUCCUAUCUUAGCUGACGACGGGAACAUGGAGUGUACCCCCAACGGGACUACAGCGUCCAUCCCCAACUCAUUUCUAGGCUGCCAUAACGACAGGAAGCGACAGUUACGUGAACUGUUUACGGCCGCUCAGUCCAUAAAGAAGUCAUGAUUGGGACGUGCAAAGAUGUUUCAAACUUUACUGUCAUCCGAUUCAUAAUCACUCAAAAUGUCAUCUUUACCAGUUUAUGUUUUGUUGGUGUUUGUUCGGGUAUGAUGUACUAUAUUUUUGUGAUAUUAAAACACCUUUGUAAUGAA